Hemibagrus wyckioides is the source of this 1405-nucleotide messenger RNA. It is a transcript of the gene tlcd2, whose product is annotated as TLC domain containing 2. The coding region runs from base 315 to 1043 and encodes 242 amino acids. The transcript has 4 exons. The record is from RefSeq and is a predicted model, not a curated record. Gene Ontology annotation, biological process: plasma membrane organization; membrane assembly; regulation of membrane lipid distribution. Gene Ontology annotation, cellular component: plasma membrane. Lineage: Eukaryota; Metazoa; Chordata; Actinopteri; Siluriformes; Bagridae.
AGAGGGAAAAAGUUACACAAGCGUUUUGUAACACAUGAGUGUACUACGAUUACGCACACAGUUUAUUCCCACUCAUUAUCAAAUCUCUCUACACUGAAUUUGGCGAUCACAGCGACCAAGCGUUAUUUCUAGAUACACGCACACGGCAUUUUUUCUUUUUCUAGAGAACGCCUUAAACCCAUAGCUUCAGAACCAUUGAGCUUUAACGUAAUAGGCAUUUUGAGAUGGUGAGAAAGUAAGCCAGGCGUAUGUACUGACUCGAGCAGUGUGAAGGGUUCAAGCCACCAGAGAGACACCAGAGCGCAGAAAACAUCAUGGAGCUACAUUCAGUCCUGCUGACAACCGGUGCGUCUGUGGGCUUUUUCAGUCUGGUAAAUCGUGGACUUGGUCAAUUCUACGUACCAGAAACGGCUCAGAGGAACAUAUGGAAAUGGAGAAACAUAUCCACAUCUUUCGUUCACAGCCUCAUCACUGGAAUAUGGGCUGUGCUUUGUUUUUAUAUGCAUCCCCAGAUGGCUGAAGAUUUGAUUGGAACACACUCCGUCUUCUCACAUGCUUUGGUGUGUGUAUCAAUUGGAUACUUCAUACAUGACUUCUUUGACAUGGUUUUCAAUCAGAAGAUCAACCAAUCAUGGGAGCUCCUUUUUCAUCAUAUGGUGGUGAUCUCCUGCUUUGGGCUGUCAGUGCUGACAUGUCGCUAUGUGGGAUUUGCGGUUGUGGCUCUGCUUGUGGAGAUCAACUCCAUCUUCCUGCACCUGAGGCAGAUGUUGCGGAUGGCCAGUACUGCCAAGAGCACAGUUUACCGUGUGAACAGCAUGAUCAACCUAGGCACGUAUGUGGUGUUCCGCAUCAACACGCUGGCAUGGAUGACACGCUGGUUGGUGCUGAACCGUGAUCAAAUUCCCCUUUUCAGCUACACGUUGGGCAGCGUCGGUCUGGCCAUCAUGACCCUCAUGAACAUUGUUCUUUUCUACCGGUUACUUCGUACUGACUUCCUCAAGUCCAGCCGUGAAAAAGAGGUCAAGAAAGACAAGGACAUGUAAUAGGACAGGAAAGCACUCUUGUCUGUAUCUGAACUACAUUAACUUCACCCAGAGCCUCACGUUCCACAACUUGCAGAUGCCGGCAUCUGUGUAUUCCCAGCUUUCUGAUGAAAUUCCUCUUUAAAAUCCUAUGCUCUUUAGAAGUGUAAUUAGCUAGGAGAAUUACACCAAAAGUUUGUAAACGGCUUGUGGUGAAUAUCUGGUAAAUCUACUUAAACAAUUGUUGGAAUUAAUGGUGUCUGAUUGUAGAAAUGAUGGCAGGAGUGCAGAAAUUUCUGUCCCUAAUUAAACUGCACCAUCGCAAAUUUCCUACUAAAUUCAUUGACUAAUGAUUGACUUAAAAAUCUAAACACACCAAUACA